UUCAAUCCAAAGCGCCUUUUUACCUGGCUUUUUGUUUUUUCAUUUCUUUCUAUUCUGUUUCUUUUUUCUUUUCUAUUCUAUACAUAUAUACAUAUAUAGCAAUCCAAACGCCUGGAAAGAAAAAAAUGUUUUGUUGGGUUCUCUGAAAAUUCCCACCGCCGCGUCUCUUUCUUUCAAGUAUCUUCGUUUUUCUACAAUUUUCACAGCAAGAAUUCCUGAGAAACAAACAGAUUUCCGCCUAUCAGAACUAUCCACUUGUUAAUUAUAUCUAGCAUGAAGGUUUAAAAGUCUCACCAAUCAAACAAAACUGUAGAUAGAGUUUCUGAGUAUUAUCCAUUUGUCUCGGUUUUAGCAAAAUAGAAAAACAGACAGAAAUUUAUUUUUUUUUUCUAAUCCUUUUGGUCCCUGAAAGUAUCUCUGAUCAGGUUAAACGUAUUAAACGGAAUAUCCAUUAUUGCUAGAAAAAAGGUUAAAAAAAAAAAAAAAGAAACGGAAAACAUGAUGAGAAGGCAACAAGAUCAGCAAUCUAGGGUUUUCUACGAGCUGUCAGCUCUGGUUCUCAACAUCCUGCGAUCCCCUCCGUCGCCGAUCCCGUUUUCUGAUCAUUCACCGGUGACACCGCCGCCGCCGGUGUCGUCGACGAGGCGGUCUCCGGCCGCUCAGAUCUCGCCUGCGGGUUUUGCUUCGCUGCUCUUGGGGAUUUCGCUGGCUCUGAUGCUUUGUGGAUCAGUUACUUUUUUCAUCGGUUUCAUAUUGAUGCCUUGGGUUCUUGGAUUGGUGAUGGUUUUCUACGUGGCUGGGAUGAUUUCAGCCCUUUCGAUGUUGGGUCGCUCAAUUCUUUGCUAUGCCACGGCUCCAUCAACGCCGCGGAAGGAGAUUCCUGCCUGGAAACUAUUGUGAAGAAAACAAGGUUGGGAUAGAGAGAACUGAACUCUGCGAGUGAGGAUGAUGGAGCAGCACAAAAUGUUUCUGUGAGUGGUGCUGCGUCUUGGAUAUAUAGGCAAGAAAAAGAUAAGCGAGCUUCUUCAAGUAUUUAUGCAGGAAUUUGUGCAUAACUGUAUUAAAUUUUACUGAGAUAUGUGCAUAUGGCUUCUUUGUUAAGUAGAAUAUAGUGAAUCCAUGAAGGUUUCUAAAUACUGCUGUGGAAUGAAAUUGCUAUUUGUGAAAAGAGGGUGGGGAAGGGAAUAUGCUCCCGGUCUUCAUUCAUAUAUUUUA
Ziziphus jujuba (common jujube) is the source of this 1215-nucleotide messenger RNA. RefSeq lists its product as uncharacterized. The record is from RefSeq and is a predicted model, not a curated record. The transcript has 2 exons. Bases 499 to 900 code for a protein of 133 amino acids. Lineage: Eukaryota; Viridiplantae; Streptophyta; Magnoliopsida; Rosales; Rhamnaceae.